Alternaria incomplexa is the source of this 1338-nucleotide messenger RNA. RefSeq lists its product as uncharacterized. Gene Ontology annotation, molecular function: sulfite transmembrane transporter activity. Gene Ontology annotation, biological process: sulfite transmembrane transport; transmembrane transport. Lineage: Eukaryota; Fungi; Ascomycota; Dothideomycetes; Pleosporales; Pleosporaceae. Bases 1 to 1338 code for a protein of 445 amino acids. Gene Ontology annotation, cellular component: plasma membrane. The transcript is spliced from 2 exons. The record is from RefSeq and is a predicted model, not a curated record.
AUGGACGACUACGAACUUGAUCGCGUCGCGUCGGAUAACCCUGCUCUGACUGCGCCCGCGGCCCAGCGGGCUCCCAUACGACGGCUGAAGUCUCAGGGCCCGACAUCGACGUCAGCUGCUCAAUCUACCGGUUCCAGUACUACGGUCGCAUCUGGGGAGUUGACGAAAUACGAUGUGGGCUGGCGCAGGAUUGUCAGGAACUUUUCGCCGUCAUGGUUCUCCGUGACCAUGGGCACGGGCGUAGUUUCUCUACUUCUCGUCGCUAUACCGUUCAAAGCAGGCUGGCUGUACUGGCCUGCGGUGAUCUUCCUUGGACUCAACACUAUCUUGUUCGCAUGCGCCUUCUCUGUCUCUGUCUUCCGAUAUGUGGUAUACCCUGAAAUAUGGACCGUCAUGAUCGCGGACAGUGUCAACUCUCUCUUCCUUGGAACCAUUCCGAUGGGAUUCGCCACCCUCAUCUCAGCUUGGUGCUCAAUCUGCAUCCCAUAUUGGGGACCCUGGGCCGUUACCUUUGCUUGGGUCUGCUGGAUGAUCGAUUCUGUAGUCGCUGUCUCAGUCACGAUAUCGCUCACGAUCCUACUGAUCUCUGCCUCUGACCGUCAGGCUUUGGAUCGCAUCACAGCAGCUCAGCUAUUACCUAUAGCUGCAUCCAUAGUCGCUGCAGGAACCGGUGCCAGAGUCGCAGAGCAUUUGACCAACCCGCAACAUGCUCUUGGUACGAUCAUUGCUUCGUACAUUAUGUGGGGUAUGUCUACACCACUAGCGAUGACGGUUCUAGUCAUGUACUACACACGCCUGGCUUUGCACAAGCUACCACCACGAGAGAUUGUUGUGUCGUCCUUCUUGCCACUAGGACCCCUAGGCAUGGGCGGCUAUUCCAUAACUUAUCUUGGUUCGGUCAGCAGGCGGGUCUUUCCAGAGACAGAUUUCUUCUCAGAUAUCCCCGUGGCAGGCGACAUCUUCUUCGUCUUCGGGGUCUUCCUAGCGCUCAUCAUGUGGGCGUUUGGUCUGACAUGGCUCUGUUUCGCACUGGCAUCUAUCUACAAGUCUCGGCCGUUUCCGUUCAACAUGGGCUGGUGGGGUUUCACGUUUCCCCUUGGGGUCAUGGCGCUUAGUACAAUGGAGCUUGGCAACAUCUUCCCGAGUCUGUUCUUCAGAGUUCUAGGGACGAUCUUCGCAGUAGCCGUCAUUCUGCUGUGGUGCGUAGUAGCUGUUGGCACAGCACGCGGUGCAUGGAGCGGUCGGCUGUUCAAUGCGCCGUGCCUCAAGAACUUGCCGAAGAGAGAUUCUACGGGGAAAGAUGAAGCAGAGAAAGAGAAAGGGCUAGUGCAGACAUGA